Molecule: messenger RNA, 1408 nt
Organism: Labrus bergylta (ballan wrasse)
Lineage: Eukaryota; Metazoa; Chordata; Actinopteri; Labriformes; Labridae
Gene: rab38a
Product: RAB38a, member RAS oncogene family
Biological process (GO): endosome to lysosome transport; phagosome-lysosome fusion
Cellular component (GO): lysosome; Golgi apparatus; late endosome
Molecular function (GO): GTP binding; GTPase activity
Source: RefSeq, a predicted model, not a curated record
AUGUGUCUAAUUAAGAUAAGUUAUUCACAAUUAAAUGGAAUUAAUUAUAUGUAGUUGUGAGGUUCUUAUUUUUGUAAUGCUACUUUUUUACCUACAAUAUAUUGAAUACAUGGGCUUUUUACUCCUACAUUCAUCAGAAGUGAAUUUUGCAGGUCUGUCUUGGAUAAUCAACCAAAUCUUCAAAUGUCCGUAUUUGAUCAGUUAGCCUUUCAAAUCAGUAAACUAAAUGGAGAGUUAAAAUAGUUUAAGGAUGUCAUGAUAUGCUCCUUUCCGCUUUACAUUUGCCUCUGAUUUUUUUUUUUUAAUACAUAAUUUUUAAGAACGGUAGUUUAAAGCCCAAGACGCAUGUGCAAUAAAUGUGGUUAUAUCUAAACAAAAGUUUUCAUCCUCAGAUUUGGAGGUUGGAAACCGGCGUGACACCACCAGCACGCAACUGCGCUGCGUCAGUCACAAGGUCCAGACGUGUGUGCUCCGCUUCCCUGCGUGGGUCAGGGCGUAUCUCGCACUCCCCUUCUCUCCUUUUCCCAGCUCUCUGUAGUUCUCUGUGCGCUGUCCUGUGCUGCUCCCCUUUCCUCCCCUUUGGUCCUUUCCAUUACGGAGGAUUCAUGCUCAGCUCUCGCCCUUCUCGGUCGCCAUGCAGAACAACCACCAAAAGGAGCAUCUUUAUAAGAUUCUUGUAAUAGGGGACCUCGGGGUCGGCAAGACCAGCAUCAUCAAACGUUAUGUCCAUCACAACUUCAGCCCCAACUAUCGAGCCACUAUUGGAGUGGACUUCGCUCUCAAAGUCCUCAACUGGGACCAGGAGACGGUGCGCCUUCAGCUGUGGGACAUUGCAGGUCAGGAGAGGUUUGGAAACAUGACCCGUGUGUAUUACCGGGAGGCCAUGGGCGCCUUCAUCGUGUUCGACGUCACGAGGCCUGCCUCCUUUGAGGCCGUCACCAAAUGGAAGGAGGACUUGGAUUCCAAACUGACACUAGCUAAUGGGAAAAAUGUAGCCACUGUGCUUUUGGCUAAUAAAUGUGACCAGGGUCGGGAAGUACUGACCAAUAACGGAAUAAAGAUGGAGCAGUUCUGCGAGGAGAACGGCUUUGUCGGAUGGUACGAGACGUCUGCUAAGGAGAACAUCAACAUUGAUGAAGCAGCAAACUGCUUGGUGAAACACAUCAUUGCCAGCGAGAACGACAUGCUCCAGUCAGAAGUCCCUGACACCAUUACCCCUCAGUUAGAGAAGGACAAAGGCGGGACAUGCUCCUCCUGCUUCAGAGCCCAGUAACACCUCCUCUUUUUUUUUUUUUAUCCCAUUACAACACAAAGUUCAGUUUGUCUGUGAGCAGGAGACCUUGGUGGAACUACGUCUGCUGUUUUUUAUCCAAGCAUGCAUAGGUGCCAAUUGUUUUCUUGCCUGGUU